Molecule: messenger RNA, 4146 nt
Organism: Symbiodinium sp. CCMP2592
Lineage: Eukaryota; Dinophyceae; Suessiales; Symbiodiniaceae
Source: the annotation of a GenBank genome assembly
AUGCGCACCAUCCAGACCAAAAUUGACGUCUCAUCUGCUGGUGCUCGGCCUUUGAGAAAUGUGGUCUAUCCAGAGCACUUCUCGCACGUGGCCGUGCCCUUCAACACGAAUAUGGUCUUUCCGGCACUUCUAUGCGUGUGUUUUCUUCUUCUGCACGAGCGACGCGUGGAGGCGGGAGCAAAGCCCCUGCUAGCAGAUCACCGUCGCAACAGCACGGUGCUCCUGCAGACGGCAUUUCUGGCAUUUUGGCUGGUGCCCUUCCUCAUCGACUCCAUGUUCAUUCCCUUAUCACUGGAUUUUGCUUUGGCUAUGGGAGAGUCUGCAACUGCCAGUGGUGUUUUUCUCGGGACAGCAGCCGCUGGUUCUACUGUCGGGAUCAUCAUAGGGCGGGGCUUCACCAACGAGACAGACUGGAAUCAGAAGUAUGCUCGAAAGAUAUUUCUGUACAUGUACGGGCUUUCCUUGAUGGCCAUGCCGGCUAUAGCUAUAAGCAUCCAGGCUUCUGUUGACUGGAGCCUUGAUUCCAAACGGAAGGUCUUUUGGUUCGUGGUUGUGCUGAACUUUUGCACCACAUGUGUCGGUAGCAUUCCAGUCGUUGCCUGGAGCACCAUGUGGAACAUGAUCACGCCACAGAGCGAGAAGACUUUCUGGAUGAUGCUGACUCAAUCCGCACGAAACGCAGGGUUCAUUCUGGGGCCUCUCUACUUGACCGGCCUUAGUCACUUCGUUCGAAAGGUCCGAGAUGUCCGUGCUGUAUCCCCCAUUAGCAUGAUGAGCUGGGCUUUCAUGGGCUCCUUUCUCAUCCAGUUUGUCGAGCUGGUAGCCUAUGCCUUGAUCAUCCCCACCCACCUUCAACCCGCGGCUGAUGCAGAAGAGGUGGAGAUCUUGUCCGAACAGGAGGCUUCAGAUGUACAUCCGGAGAAGCUGCCAGCAAAAGCUCGCGAGCAGAUGGUGUGGGAUGUGGUCUUCUACUGCUACGAGCGAACAUUUUCCACAGGAGCCAUCGAAGUCGCCACGAUCAUGCUUCUCGAGGUUUCUUACGGGUGGUCUCCAGAACUCUCGGGAGUGUCAUUCGUUGUGAUUGCCGCAGGGAGCUUGCUACUUACUGGAGUGUCUGCCAUGGUUCUCUCGAAGAAGCUCAUGACAGAGUCCAGGAUCUUUCUAAUCAUGACAUGCUUGGGCUUCGCUGGGUCCAUUAUGCUCUUUGACUUUCACUUCUUUGGUGCUGGCAGCUUGUUGGCUGCUGAUGCCUUGGUCUAUGGUGGAGCGAGCGUUGCUAACGGCAUUGCUGAAGGUUGGGCAUGUCGUGCGGCAACUGCUGGAACAGCAUACAACAUCGAGACCUUUCGAGCGCACAGUGUAGCCGGCGUGAAUGUCAGCCGGUUUCUUGCCCCGAUCAUUGCACGAUUCCUCUUGGAAUUCGGGGGCCGCAACCUCUAUGCAGCCAUGCAGUCGUUCCUGUGCUUCGUGGCGGCAGUCACAGUUCAUCGGAUUGUUUCCUCCGCGACGGCAUCUCAGCAGGCUGUCAAAGGACAUGCUAGCCCGGACGAGAGUGCAAACUCCGGGGCAGCGAGUUCUAUUUGCUUGUACCUUCCUGCAUCGGGAUGUCUUACUCCACGAUCCGAGGGGCCGGCCUCUGAGAAAGAGAUCAGAGUUCCGACCAGCGGCGGGCUUCUCAUCAGCCGCGGAACCACAACCAGCGAGCAACUCCGUCAGCUCCAGCGACUGAACCGCCUGGCCGAGAAUGGCAAGGUGGAGGAGGCAACAUCACUGCUUGAAGGACUCCUCCAGGAUCAGCUGACUGUCGCCAGCCCACGGGUGAUCUACAACACGGGGAUCAAGGCCUGCGCCAAGGCAGGCAACCUUCAAGAAGCAGAGCGCCUGUGGCAGUCUAUGGGCGAAGCGCGGAUUCAUCCGAACACGAAAAGCUUCGGGAAGAUGAUGGCCGCAGCUGCUAGACUUGGGAACCGUGAGGCAGCAGAGCAAUGGUACGCGCGGAUGAAGGAGUUUGGGGACUCUCCGGUGAAUCGGGUUCAGUUUCACAUUCUCCUCCAGGCAUGCGCCAAGGCUCAAGACACCACGGCAGCCGAGAAAUGGUUCCAGGAGAUGGUCGCAACUGGUGCACAGCCGGAGCAAAAACACUUCAACAGCAUGGUUGAGACAGGAGCACGGGCAGGCAACUUCUCCUUUGCACAGGCCUGGUUUCAAAAGGCCAAAGACUGGGCUUUUGACCUGGAUCCAUCGCUGUUGGUCAAUGCUGCGGGUAAGAGCUUAGAGACGGAAACGGCCGAGAAGCUUUUCGUCGAGCUGGCUUCACCAGGCCUGCCGGAGUACAAGUACGUGCUCGAUGCUUUUGCACGCCACGGAAACUGGACACGGGCUAGAUAUUGGUAUGACCAGGCUAUGCAAAUGGGGAUACCAGUGAGCCUUGACAGAGAGAUUGUGCUGACCAUGAUGUUUGCGGCAGCACGCAGUGGCAACACCGUAGCAGCCGAGCAGCAGAUGCUAGAAGCCAGGGCGGCCGGGAUGGAAGACCAUGCAGGCAUGUAUACGGCGCUGAUAACCGCUGCUGCCCAAUCGCAGGAUUAUGAGUUGGCAGAGAAGUGGCUGCAAGAAGCACGGAAAGCUGGGUUAACUCAGCCUGAGCAGUACAACUCUGCGAUAAAUGCAGCUAGUCGGUGUGGACAGCUAGACUCUGCGGAGCAUGUUGCCGCACUGGCAGAGCUAGAUGGUGUGGCUCUCAACGACUACAGCUUCUCUGGAUUGAUUGUGGCAGCUUACAGUACCAACGACAUGGCCGCCGCAGAACGCUGGUUCCAGCGUGCUGUGGAUGGUGGUGGACUGAGCACUCUGCUUAUCAACACAGCCGUCCACGAAGCAGCGAGGUGUAACAAUCUGACCGCUGCUGAAGGCUUUUUCCGCCACUUUGAGACGUCUGCUCUGGAACCCGAUGCUUGGAGCUUUGUAGAGAUAGUCAGAGCAGCUUCCCAUGCUGGAAACCUGGCCGCGGCAGAGCGUAGGAUGGAGGAGGCACUCGCGGCUGGGCAUACGCAACUCCCAAAUCUGUAUAGCUCUGUCAUCAACUGUGCAGGGAGCACAGGUGAUCAUGCAUCAGCUGAGAGGUGGUUUCGGCGGGCCACAAAUUCUGGCAUUAUACCAGACAUGUCAUUUUUCAACAAGGUUCUUGCAAAUCUGGCCAGGCGCGGAGACUGGGGAGCAGUCCAACGAUGGCUGCAAAUUGCUAGGCAACGUGGUGCAGUGCUGAACAGAAUGACCUAUACUACGUUAAUCAGCGCCGCUUCCAAGCGGGGGCAUGGGAAAUAUCAGCAGCAGCAGGGUGCGGCGAAUCUAUUGGAAGCUACAAGACUGCUCAAUGAAGCCCUGGCUGGUGGCAUAACCGUAGACAUUAUACUGAUGAACAGUGUCCUUGCAGCAGCAGCGCAGGCUGGAAGGCUGAAAGAAGCAGAGGAUGUCUACCAGACUGCCCUUGAGGAAGGGCUUUCUCCCACGGCCGUCACUUUCAACACCCUCAUCAACGCCGCCUUAAGGGCAGAAAACUUACAGAAAGCUGAGGAUUGGCUGCAGCGAAGUAAAGACUUUGGAUUCUGGCCCACUGCUCAGACUUUUACACCCUUUCUGGCAUAUGCCGGCAGGAUGCAAGAUGUCACGCUUUCCGAAACAUGGCUUGAUCGUAUGCUCGCGGAGGGUGUGAAACCGGACCUCAUCACAUACAGCACCCUCAUAUCUGGUGCCGCGAAGGCCGGCAACCCACAGGUGGCAGAGGUUUGGCUACAGCGUGCAAUAGCCGCCGGCAUGAGACCAAACAAGGUAUGCUAUGCUAGUGUCAUGGAUUCCUAUGCACGAAAAGGAGAUGCGAGUCAAUGCUUGGCUCGGUUUUCAGACAUGGAGCUGGCUGGCGUAAACGGUGGCAUAAUGGAGCUGAAUGUCGCUCUGAAGGCGUGCGCGUCUGCCGUACCUCCAGAUGAAGACCGUGCAGCGCUAAUUCUGGAGAUGAUAUCUGAACGCCGCCUGCAUCCGGACUUGACGACGGUGCAACACUUGUCGAAGGUGCUGGGCGGCCAUGAAGCCGCAGCAAGUGCAGCUGGCGCAGUUGGCUUGGAUUUGCAGGCCACGCUUCGGGUUUAG